AUGUGUUGUUUUGUGUUCAUGCUCAUCGAAGAUAAAUGUCGUAACAAAAAAACAUGUGUUUUGUGUGCUCAUUUACAACAACUAAACAUUUACGACACUUUGGGACUCCGGAGUCGCUGUUUUGUUGUUGUUGAUGUUAUUUUAAGUUGCUUCAAAUUGAUUGAUCAUAAAAAAGAAGAAAAAUAUGACUAG
Clunio marinus is the source of this 192-nucleotide messenger RNA. The record is from the annotation of a GenBank genome assembly. Lineage: Eukaryota; Metazoa; Arthropoda; Insecta; Diptera; Chironomidae.